AUGAACAGCACAACCGUUUCUUACGUGGAAGAAAGCAUCGUGUGGGCGGACGUGGUAGCUCCCUACAUUUUGGGAUUCAUCUUCAUCAUCGGAUUCGUCGGCAACGGGCUGUUGAUCUUCAUCAUCGUGGCCAACGCGUCAAUGAGGUCAGUGACCAACUUGCUGCUUCUCAGCUUGGCGAUCGGAGAUUUCUUGGUCAUCAUAUGCAGUCUUCCACUGCGAACUCUUCUCUACAUUCAUGAACAGUGGAUCUUCGGCUCGUUUUGCUGCCACAUAAACGAAUUCGUCAUCAACCUAUCACAGGGGGUCUCAAUUUUCACUCUAACAGCCUUGGCCGGGGACAGAUUCGUAGCCAUUGUUUGGCCAAUUUCCACUUUGAGUUGGAUAACAAAGAGGAAAACAAUUUUUGCAACGUGUUUAAUUUGGAUUCUAGCCGUAUCAUUUGCACUACCCGACAUCAUAACGAGUCGAAUAUUAGUUUACGAAACAUUCACCAUCUGUCACUUGUACGGAUUGAUAUAUGGGGAAAGCAUUGACGACUCUUAUGCUUUAGGAAGACGUUUGUUCAAUUUGACGGCUUAUUACCUUCUACCUCUCACGAUAAUAACCCUCAUGUACGUAGCGAUAGCACAGGCUCUCUACCACGCACCGUCCAAGGUACUGCGGUCAAGUUUGAAAUUUAAUGAUAAAAUUAUUGUGAAGAAGCAUCUGAAAACUCGAAAGAAAAUCGCGAAGAUCGUUCUGGUGCUUGUCAUCCUCUUCAUCAUCUGCUGGACGCCACGCUACGUCUAUAUCUUCGCUGUCAACUACACAAACUUCAGCUUGCACACAUCAAAAAUGACUUGGCAGUUGGUUUCGUUUGUUUUUUCGUUUUUUAAUUCCUGCAUCAACCCACCGACUCUCUACAUAGUGAGCACAGAUUUCAAAAGAUACUUCAACCACUACUUAUUUGGCAUAUGUUGCAAAUCAAAAAGAAUUACGGUAGUGAGGAGAUGCAGCGAGAUGGGAAUGAACACCAUGUCAGCCCAAAAUAAUCAUCAAAUUUGA
This is a messenger RNA of Helobdella robusta, 1047 nucleotides long. RefSeq lists its product as hypothetical. The record is from RefSeq and is a predicted model, not a curated record. Gene Ontology annotation, cellular component: membrane. The transcript has a single exon. The coding region runs from base 1 to 1047 and encodes 348 amino acids. Lineage: Eukaryota; Metazoa; Annelida; Clitellata; Rhynchobdellida; Glossiphoniidae. Gene Ontology annotation, biological process: G protein-coupled receptor signaling pathway. Gene Ontology annotation, molecular function: G protein-coupled peptide receptor activity.